Molecule: messenger RNA, 1119 nt
Organism: Aspergillus viridinutans
Lineage: Eukaryota; Fungi; Ascomycota; Eurotiomycetes; Eurotiales; Aspergillaceae
Product: rhomboid family protein
Exons: 2
Coding region: 1-1119 (372 amino acids)
Biological process (GO): retrograde vesicle-mediated transport, Golgi to endoplasmic reticulum
Cellular component (GO): Golgi apparatus; membrane
Source: RefSeq, a predicted model, not a curated record
AUGCCUCACCGAAUUAACAUUCCUCCUGCGACCCGAACUUGUCUCGUCAGCCUCGUCACGCUCUCCUUGCUGUACAACAUCGCCCGAUGGCGACAAAUUGGCCCGACGGGGAAAACACCUACAGCGACACCUAUUGUUCCCUACUUGACCCUUGUCCCAUCGCAGUUCUUCUUUUACCCAUGGACCCUACUUACGGCCACAUUCGUGGAGCAGAAUAUCUUUACGGUACUCCUUAACGCCGCUACUCUGUUCUAUGGUGGGAAAUACUUGGAGCGCGCUUGGGGUUCCAGAGAGUUCGCGAAAUUUAUUGUCAUUAUCGCAGUUGUUCCCAACCUGGUGGUAGCCCUGGUAUACCUACUAUGCGCCGCCAUAGGGGCGAGUUCAGUGAGCGGCCUAACGCAAAUAUGUGGUGGCAUUUCGAUUCAGUCGUCCUUCCUCGUCGCCUUCAAACAACUUGUUCCCGAGCAUACGGUCACGAUCUUCAAAGGCCUGGUCAAGAUGCGCGUGAAACAUUUCCCCGCCCUGUUUCUGUUGCUCAAUACAAUUAGCGGGUUGGUUUUCGGAACGCAAGUCGCAGCGCUCCUCGCGUGGCUAGGCCUGUUGGCGAGCUGGUCCUACCUGCGAUUCUACAAGCGGCAGCCAGACCUCAUGGGCACAUCGACAGACGGACAAGGAAUCAAGGGUGAUGCAAGCGAGACUUUCGCGUUCGCUUGCCUCUUUCCAGACGUUAUGCAGCCGCCGAUUGCAUUUGUCUCUGAUCAGAUCUAUAUGCUCCUCGUGGCACUCAAAAUUUGCACGCCAUUCUCGGAGGAAGACAUUGCAUCCGGGAACCAGCAAGUCCUCGCCAGAGGUGAGGCCGGUCUGCCCAGCCUGCUCAGCAACCAAAGAGGCGGAGGAAUGCGUGGUAUAGGAAAACGUGAAGAGGUUGAACGAAGACGGGCGCUGGCACUCAAAGCGUUGGACCAGAGACUCCAAGCCGCCGCCGCCGCAGGAAGAGCUCAACCCCAGUCGUCUACAUUGAAUCAGGCCGGUCCCAGCCACGCUCACGCUGCGACCCCGACUGUCUCGACGGGACAGAGUAUGCUGGGGGAAACGAGCUACACGCCUGAUCAUGCAUGA